This is a messenger RNA of Cimex lectularius (bed bug), 1028 nucleotides long. Its product is annotated as ras-related protein Rab-2-like. The coding region runs from base 159 to 797 and encodes 212 amino acids. Lineage: Eukaryota; Metazoa; Arthropoda; Insecta; Hemiptera; Cimicidae. Gene Ontology annotation, cellular component: Golgi apparatus. The record is from RefSeq and is a predicted model, not a curated record. The transcript has a single exon. Gene Ontology annotation, molecular function: GTP binding; GTPase activity.
GCAAAAUAUUUAACAAACUAUGCCGAUGACCUAUAAUUGCUAUUGUUUAUUUAGAAACAUAUGUUUUUACAAAUAACACAUUAUUUUAAGUGUUAGAACAUUUAAUUAUGUGUGUCUAUUUGUUUGUGACCUUGUUUGUGAAAUUUCCAAACUAAACAAUGCCUUACACGUAUUUAUUCAAAUACAUUAUUAUAGGCGACACAGGUGUCGGCAAAUCUUGUUUGCUCUUGCAGUUUACUGACAAGAGAUUUCAACCGGUUCAUGAUUUGACGAUCGGAGUCGAGUUUGGAGCCCGGAUGGUCCUGAUUAAGGGGAAGCAAAUAAAGCUGCAAAUUUGGGAUACGGCCGGGCAGGAAGCUUUCAGGUCUAUCACAAGAUCUUAUUACAGAGGGGCUGCUGGUGCUUUACUCGUGUACGAUAUAACGAGGAGAGAAACCUUCAACCAUCUAACAACUUGGCUUGAAGAUGCACGUGAACACUGCAGUAUUAAUAUGGUUAUCAUACUCAUCGGGAACAAGUCUGAUCUCCGGUCUAGGAGAGAAGUGGCAUUUAACGAAGGAAAAACCUUUGCUAACGACCAUGGCUUGAUAUUCAUGGAAACUUCAGCAAAAACUGCAGCAAAUGUAGAAGAGGCUUUUAUUUACACUGCUAAAGAAAUUUAUGAGAAAAUUCAAAUAGGUGUUUUUGACAUUAGCAACGAUGCAAAUGGAAUUAAACUUGGACCACUUAAAUCCAUGCCAGAUAGUAAUUUGUCACAAAGUGCUGAAGAUCCUCAUCAAAACUACACUUGUUGUUGAAUUAUACUUUUUAAUUUCACUUUUGUUUCCUUAAGAAAAUUUAAACUGUUAAUUUACUUAAAUUUGUUUGUGUACAAAUUGUUAAGCUUAAACUAACCUACUUGUAAAUUGUUUUUAAGUUAAUAACAAUUGAUAGUUUGUAAUUAUAGUAAUACUAUUGUAAUACCUCUAUAAUAUCUAGGCAUUUUUGCCUCUGAAGAAGAGUCAAUAUAGACUUGAAAUGUAAAGAUA